UCCUCCGGGCUCGUCGUCUCUCCGGUGCCGCCGCCGCCGCCGCUCCGUCCCGCAUCCUUUAUGCACAGCACGCUGCUCUGGUCCCCCUCGACUGAACACACCGCCGUGUCCGAGCAGCAUGGCCCGCUGCGGCCGCCUUCACUGAGCGACAUGGAGGCCAAGCAGCACCAGAUAAAGACGCUAAAGAGCUACCCGGAGACCGGCGGCCGGAGCCUGGCUGCAGCCGCCGGAGGAGACGGCGGCGGCGGGCAUCGAGCCGGCUCGGCCGAGAUGGAGAUGGAGACGAAGAUCCAGAAAGCCAUCGACUUCAAGGCGGAGGGCAACCGCUGCUACAAGGAGAAGAAAUUCCGGGAAGCGAUCGGCAAGUACCACCGGGCGCUGCUGCAGCUGAAAGGCGUGCAUGUGGUGGACGGGACGACGGGCUCCGAGGUCAACCUGCUGAGCCAAGCCGCCGCCAAGCUGACCGAGGAGCAGCGGAGAGCCGUGGAGAGCACCGAGAUCGAGUGCUACGACAGCCUGACAGCUUGUCUGUUGCAGUCUGAGCUGGUAAACUACGAGAGAGUGAAGGAAUACUGUCUGAAGGUGCUGAGCCACCAGAAAGACCACUUCAAGGCCAUGUACCGGGCCGGCAUCGCCUUCUACCACCUGGGCGAUUAUGAAUGUGCCCUGCGAUACUUGCGUGAUGCCAAGAAUCGUGAACCCACAGACACCAACGUGCUGCGAUACAUCCAGCUGACGGAGAUGAAGAUGAGCAAGAGCGGACAGCGGGAACGAGAGAGCGGCAAAGAAAGCCAGGGCUGACCCCCCCCCCCCCCCUCCCUCCCUUCACCUCCCCCAGCUCCCCUCCCUCUUCAACCCUGCGACCCCUCUCUGACCUUUGAACCCCCGGGCAGUCCCGCUCCGACCACCCCCCCCGCCCCUCCUCCCUGCUGUCCUCUGACUGCAGGCAGCAGCACAGACAGGACCGACCCAGUCACUCGCCUGCGGUGGACAAAAAACUGGACACAUAUCAAGUGCUGCCUGCAGGACCCCCGCCCCCCCCCUGCCCCCUGCUCUGUCCGUCCUCCUCUUCUCCCCGUUUCUCCCUCAGGUGCUGUGGUUCCUCUCCCUAGACGCAGUCAGCAAGCAAACGUUAGAAAAAAAAAGAAGAAGAAAAAAAAAAAGAAUCGAUGAAAAAAAAAAAACAAAACAA
This is a messenger RNA of Salarias fasciatus (jewelled blenny), 1192 nucleotides long. RefSeq names its product tetratricopeptide repeat domain 9B (gene ttc9b). The coding region runs from base 61 to 801 and encodes 246 amino acids. NCBI's taxonomy places the organism in Eukaryota, Metazoa, Chordata, Actinopteri, Blenniiformes, Blenniidae. Gene Ontology annotation, molecular function: protein binding. The transcript has 3 exons. The record is from RefSeq and is a predicted model, not a curated record.